AGUGAAGAUGGUUGUGAACGAUUGCAGCAUGAUCUGGAUCGAUUGGCCAGGUGGGCGGAGGAAUGGUUGAUGGAAUACAGAAAAGUGUGAGGUGUUGCAUUUUGGGACGUCGCACAAGGGCAGGACCUACACAGUAAAUGAUAGGCCUCUGUGUAGUGUUGUAAAGCAGAGAAAUCUAGGAGUACAAGUGCAUGGUUCUAUGAAGGUCGAGUCGCAGAUAGAUAAGGUGGCCAUAAAGACUUUGGCCAUCAUCAGUCAGAGUAUUGAGUGUAGAAGUUGGGAGGUCAUGUUGCAGUUGUAUAAGACGUUGGUGAGACCACAUUUCGAAUAUUGUGUGCAGUUCUGGGCACCAUGUUAUAGGAAAGAUAUUGUCAAGCUUCAAAGAGUUCAGAAAAGAUUUAUGAGAAUGUUGCCAGGACUAGAAUGUGUAAGCUAUAGGGAGGAUGAGUAGGCUGCGUCUAUUCCAUGGAGCGUUGGAGGAUGAGGGGAGAUCUUAUAAAGAUAUACAAAAUCAUGAGAGGAAUAGAUCGGGUAGAUGCACUGUCUUUUACCCAGAGUAGGGGAAUCGAGGACCAGAGGACAUAGGUUCCAGGUGAAGGGGAAAAGAUUUAAUAGGAAUCCAAGAGGUAACUUUUUCACACAGAGGGUGGUGGGUGUAUGGAACAAGCUGCCAGAGGAGGUAGUUGAGGCUGGGACUAUCCCAUCGUUUAAGAAACAGUUGGACAGGUACAUGGAUAGGACAGGUUUGGAGGGUUAUGGACCAAGCACAGGCAAGUGGGACUAGAGUAGCUGGGACAUUGUUGGCCGUUGUGGGCGAGUUGGGCCGAAGGGCCUGUUACCACACUGUAAUUAUCUAUGACCCUUUGGAGCAAUAUUUCAACUUUUUAACUAGUAGGUUGAGUCAAUGUGGUUUUGGGUUAAGAUAUUUGGCAGAGCUUUUCAUUAUUAACCUUCCCAUUUCCCAUAAAGUUCCCAUUUUUUCUCAUUUGCUUUGAUUGCAGCCUAAUUUUUUUUUCAGAAGGUCACUGCAUGUGGGAUAAAAUGACUAUUGGCUAAAAGAAAACUGCCAAUAAAAACCAAUGAAUAAGUACUUACAGAAAAAUUAAGAGCCUGCUUAUCACAUAUGUAAUUGACUAAGAUAUUUGGCAGGACAUUAAACCAUUGGAGAUGCAUUUUCCACAUUCUGUGUUCACAUAUAUUUUAUUAUUGACUAAUGCAAAAUACUAUUGAAAAUAUCCCUUAAUUCAUUUAUAACAGACCCAAAUACAAAUGAAAAUGUACAUGUCCCAUCUUACUACCAACCAUGUUUUGAUACAUUUUACCUGAAGGAAAAUCAGAUUCCAGUUUCAGUAACAUUCAUUAUUCAAUUAUAAUAUCAAAUACAUUUCAUCUCAUAUCAUUUGUAAAUGUGUUUUUAGUAAAAUUAAUGUUUAAUUACAGAAUAAUGCAUUAUUGUACUACUUCAGAAUAAACAGUAAUUAUUUAUUACUUUAAGUCAUAAUAGAUUUUGUAAUCCAUGUCUCGAAAGUCCCAGGAAUGUUUAAAAACAUGUUUAACUUAGUGGUCUUGAUAAAUCUUCAAAUAUUUAAUUUACCAUGGGUCUCCCUUUUAGUCUUUGAUCAACUAGAUCUUGUCACAUACGAAGAAGUAGUAAAACUGCAAGCCUUCAGAAGGAAGACGCUAGUAUUACUAGGAGCCCAUGGAGUAGGACGACGGCACAUUAAAAAUACUCUUAUUACAAAGCAUCCAGACAGAUUUGCAUACCCUAUACCACACACUACGAGACCCGCCAGAAAAGAUGAAGAAAAUGGCAAAAAUUACCAUUUUGUUUCACAUGAUCAAAUGAUGCAGGAUAUUUCCAAUAAUGAAUAUCUGGAGUAUGGCAGUCAUGAGGAUGCAAUGUAUGGAACAAAGUUGGAAACGAUACGCAAAAUCCAUGAACAAGCACUCAUUGCAAUUCUAGAUGUUGAGCCACAGGCACUAAAGGUUCUGAGAACUGCAGAGUUUGCUCCAUUUGUCGUUUUCAUUGCUGCCCCGACUAUUACUCCUGGCAUGACUGAGGAUGAAUCUCUUCAACGUCUACAGAAGGAGUCAGAAAUUCUACAGAGAACAUAUGCACACUACUUUGAUCUAACUAUAAUCAACAAUGAAAUAGAUGAGACCAUCAGGCAUCUGGAAGAAGCCAUUGAACUUGUGUGUACUACACCGCAGUGGGUUCCUGUAUCCUGGGUAUACUAAGGACUGGAGAGAGAAACCAUGAACUUUAUCAUUCCCUAGCAACACCUGACGUUAGACUUUGUAAAUGACCAUGCAUCAAAUCUUGCCCCUUAUAGACUGCCUAGGAUUAGUGUGCCCUAAUUUUUUUGACUAUUGUUAUGUCCUUCUAAAUGGAUGGAGAGAAAAUAUCAAACUCUGAAAGUGACAGUGUCCCUUUUUAAAAUGUGUGAGGGCUGUGCUUCCAUUAUUAAAAUCAGAUCUAUAAAUGCAUCCUGCUCUAUAAACAUUGGUAAAUCCCACAUAGAUCUGCAUUGUUAUUUGAACAGUUGCUUGUACUAAGUUUUAAUUAAGUAAGCUUUAAACACAAAUUUAUCCACCCAAAUUUUCUUUCCAAAUAAUGGAUCUGCUGAACUUUAAAACUGCAAAUAGCCUGCCUAUGUGGCUGCCUGUUUGAAAUUUAAUUUCACAUGGCUGGCAUUGUAUAAUAAAUUCAGAUAUUACAUCUUCGGAUGCCCCCUGUGAAUAAUUGGUACAAGCUUUAAGCAAUAUCUUACAUCUGCAAAGUUACAGAUACCUGCACUCAUUUGUUGAGGUUGGAUAUAGUAGGUGUAUUAAAUAGAUGUGAUUUUUUUUCACAAACCGGUCAAAUUUAAUAAAGGGGAUACUGUCAUUUACAAUUUAAAAUUGUACAAACAUUUUAGAAAUUGGAAUCAGGUUUUACUGCAUGUGGAGUUACAGAAUUCAUGCUGUUGGUGUAUCUGUGUUGGAAACUGUAUUCUACAGCAACGUACAUUCCAUUUGUUGGAAAAAUUACCCAAGGGAAUUAUUAUUCAAAAACAAUUGUAAACCUAUGCACAUCCCUUGCAUUGUGGGCAAGUUUAUAAAUGACUGAUUUUUAAUCAUGUAGUGAAAUGUGUUUGUACUUUGUUGCAAUUUAAUUUGUUCUAAGGGGAAGAAUUUGCAAUUUCGCCAUUUCAGAUAUGUGUCGUCUUUGAAUAUAAAUAUUUUAAUUAUGUUCCGUCUGGAAAAAUGGUUUAAUUUUUAUCAUUGAAUUAUAUGUAUUAAAAUGCACAAAUUUUACUAAAGAAAUACUGUGCGUAAAAAAAAAAGAUAGUUUGUGGUCAGAUACAAGCAGUUCAGCUCACGUCACAACUUCAUGCAAACUGGCCUGCAGUGCUACUGAAGAUAACGAUACAAAAAAAUUGCGAUUGGACUUUUUUUUCUAAAAGCUUCCCUUUAUGUGGUCAGUUUUUGCCUGUUUUUAUUUCCUAAUUGUCAUUCUUCAAGCUUAUAUGGAGCUUGACCUCACCCAGCCAUGUUAAAUUGAACAAGCUGCAAUUAUUGACCUUCAGUACAGCUGCCUAAGACAUUAUUGUGUUUCCAAUUACAGGGCUGUAAGUUCUAUACUUUUAUAACUGGUCAGUGGUAAGACCAGUGUGGUGCUGGCCAUCGGGAACUGAACAGUAUCUCUGGUCAUGUAAUAUAAAAAUGAAAAUACUGUGGAAAAAUGUAAAAGAAAACGAAGCACAAUUUCACAACUGGAAUUUAUUGAGCAUUUUCAUAUUUUCUGGAGUCCAUUCCGGUUAAGAGAAAAUAGUAUUUUAUAAAACUGUUCCCAUCAGGAUUUUAGAGCACAGAGGAAUGCAUUGUUUGCCUUAAGACAUUUUGUAACUUAAUUCCUGCUUUCUUUGAUGUAAUGCCAUUCCUAACAGUAUUGAAAGGAGAUUUACAUAUCUGUUAUACAUUUCAGAAAAUGCGUAUUGUUCAAAUGCCGUGGAUGCUUUCGUGAAACACAAUUGGCAAUGGAAAUCUGUAUUAAAGGAUAAGUGGUACAGUU
This is a messenger RNA of Leucoraja erinaceus (little skate), 4054 nucleotides long. RefSeq names its product peripheral plasma membrane protein CASK-like. Gene Ontology annotation, biological process: regulation of neurotransmitter secretion. The record is from RefSeq and is a predicted model, not a curated record. Gene Ontology annotation, molecular function: signaling receptor binding. Gene Ontology annotation, cellular component: cell-cell junction; plasma membrane; basolateral plasma membrane. NCBI's taxonomy places the organism in Eukaryota, Metazoa, Chordata, Chondrichthyes, Rajiformes, Rajidae.